AUGUCCGAGAAGUCACUAAGCAUAGAAGCCUUCCAAGGCAUUCAAAUUGACCCUGCGUCUGGAAGCAGACAUAGCUUGUCCUACGAUGAGUGGGAGACAAAGGCAGUCGUUGACCAGGAAAUACCGAAUGAACAAGGUUCUCAGAAGCUUGCAACACAACCUGGUGAAGCACCAGAUGGAGGAUUAAGGGCAUGGCUCGUAGUGUUUGCGCGAUUCCUACAAAGUUCUGCCCUUCAGGUCUUCCAAGCGUAUUACGAGGAAAAUCUACUACUUCACACGUCACCUUCAGCUAUAGCAUGGAUUGGUUCUACGCAGUACGCGCUCGCGUGCCUUCCAUCGCUUGCUACGGGGCGAAUGUUUGAUCUGGGAUACUUUAAAAUACCGUUCUUCGCCGCUAGCUGCGUCCUCGUUGCGUGCACUUUCCUAACCGCGGAAUGCACUCAAUUCUGGCAGUUCUUCCUAACGCAGGGUGUCGGUAUAGGAGUGUGCUGUGGUAUCAUGUGGACUCCCGUAGUCGUCAUCGUGUCACAUUGGUUCUCCAAGAGACGCAACCUUGCUUUGUCACUCACCACUGUUGGGACUGCGCUCGGCAGCGUCGUGUUCCCGGUAGCGGCACAAAGUUUGAUCCCAUCAAUUGGGUUUAAAUGGACUGUACGUGUGUUUGGAUUCAUUCUGGCGGCUACCCUGGGGACGGCCAACGUAUUACUGAAACGACGGCUUCCGCCCGUUAACGUUCAUGGGGGACUCUUUAAUCUCAAAGCAUUCCACAACAGAGCAUAUACCAUGUAUUGCAUCUCAGGAAUUAUUAUACUUUUAGGUCUUUAUACAGAGCUCACAUAUAUCUCUGUGAGCGCCGUAGCAAUUGGCGUCUCCAAAGAUUUUUCGUUCUAUAUACUCGCGAUCGCUAAUGCGACCUCUGCGUUACGUGUGUCAUUUGGACUGAUGGCAGAUAAAAUUGGCGCUACCAAUACCAUGGCAGUUCUGACUGCUAUGACGGGAAUCGCGACAAUUGCCUGGCCAUUUGCUAAAAACGAAUCCCAGCUUAUUGCAAUAGCCGCCAUUUACGGGUUCUCCCUCGGAGCAUAUGUAUCUCUGUACUCUGCACCUCUUGUGGCAAUGGGACAGAUGGAAGACGCGGGGCGUCGAGUGGGAAUGUUCAUGUCUCUAAUUGCUUUUGGAGGCAUUGCGGGUACUCCGAUAUCGGGCGUCAUCAGUACCGCGACAGGAGGGUUCGCUGCUGCGGGUUAUUAUGCAGGUAGCAGCAUUAUAUUUGGUGUUGUAUUGCUCCUCGUGGCGCGAUACCUCCAUCUCGGACGCCUAUGGGGCAAGUUUUGAAUGGCCGUUCAGUGAGGCGAAUCUAGCGUUGUGGAUGUGCUCUAGAAUGGCUCAGAAGGAGUGGGUCUGGUAUGAUUCAUGCGUGGUACCGAGCACCAUCAGCGCUCCGUCCCACAUUCAUAAUAAACUAGUUUAACAAUUUGUUCCUACAUUGAUGUUGGGCGCAGAGCUCUUUAUACUUUUUUGUGUAAACUAGUAGUUGCUUUACUUGACCUUUGCCCGUCUGAUCAGAGGACGAAAGCGAGAUGAGAUAUGUAAGUUGACCGGCACUUUGUGUUUCGUUCCGGGCGGAUUUCAGGGGCAGCCGACUGGACUGGAGUGUCCAUGUGGACUCGGACAAGGCGAACUCCUGCAGGUCAGCAGCUCGCCCGUCAGUGGCUUUGUGUCGUGAAAUUACCAUCGAGGAAUCUCACAAAAGUUGCUCACCGAGCACUCGGAGAUGAGCAAUGUUGAUGUGGACAAACCUUGGUAAUCAACUGAGUCUACGG
Suillus clintonianus is the source of this 1823-nucleotide messenger RNA. Its product is annotated as MFS general substrate transporter. Gene Ontology annotation, cellular component: fungal-type vacuole membrane. The coding region runs from base 1 to 1335 and encodes 444 amino acids. The record is from RefSeq and is a predicted model, not a curated record. Lineage: Eukaryota; Fungi; Basidiomycota; Agaricomycetes; Boletales; Suillaceae. Gene Ontology annotation, molecular function: transmembrane transporter activity. Gene Ontology annotation, biological process: transmembrane transport. The transcript is spliced from 10 exons.